Molecule: messenger RNA, 773 nt
Organism: Spodoptera litura
Lineage: Eukaryota; Metazoa; Arthropoda; Insecta; Lepidoptera; Noctuidae
Source: RefSeq, a predicted model, not a curated record
UGGCAUGACACACAAUAGUAUCGGGCCCAGUGUGCUGCCUUCAUUCGCCCGAGCGCCAACAUUCCGUUAACAGUCUCUUCACUUUUCAACGCAACUCGGUCAAAGACAAUUCUAUAAUGCAAAAAAGUUUGUAACGCUUCUAUUAAUCGGACUAUUAAAAGUGAACGCAUCGGAAUUUGACAGUGAAUUUGGCGGGAAAUCUAAAAUAAAAUGGCGCGUACAUUUUUCGUGAUUUUCGCUCUUAUUUUGGUGUUGUCUCCUUGUGAAAUGUCGAGGCGGAAGAUUAAGGAUUAUCCUACGGAUAAACAGCUGACUUUGCAGAGGAAGGAGACCACGCCAGUGGAUUUCACGAGAUUAGUGGUGAUGAGAUUGGUGUACGGUUUCGCGAAAGUUCUUGGCUUCGAAGAGCCUAUUGGUGAAGUGAUGAACGGUGCAUUCGUGCCUCCAGGAGCUGACGAUGAUGACUUUGAUGACGAUGACGGUGACUUCUUUGAUGACUAUUAAUUUCAAGUGCAGUGCGCGCAUCUUUUCGAUACCAAAUAACUCGCAUUUACUCAUUUAAUGUCUUUGUAAAUUAUUUAUUAACUUAUUCAACUGAUAAUUUAUUGAAACUUAAUUUAUUUUAGUGUAAGUUUAUGUUUAAGUGAGUACAGAACAAUAGACUGUUAAAAUUGUAUACUUAUUUGUUGUUGUUAAAAUUGUAUACUAUAGUCAGAAUUUUAAUUAGAUUCCAGAUUUGACAAUAGCUACUGUCAUUUGGUGAAAUAAUGAUA